Molecule: messenger RNA, 3371 nt
Organism: Boleophthalmus pectinirostris (great blue-spotted mudskipper)
Lineage: Eukaryota; Metazoa; Chordata; Actinopteri; Gobiiformes; Gobiidae
Gene: atp6v0a1b
Product: ATPase H+ transporting V0 subunit a1b
Exons: 22
Coding region: 68-2683 (871 amino acids)
Biological process (GO): proton transmembrane transport; vacuolar acidification
Cellular component (GO): vacuolar proton-transporting V-type ATPase complex; vacuolar proton-transporting V-type ATPase, V0 domain; plasma membrane
Molecular function (GO): ATPase binding; proton-transporting ATPase activity, rotational mechanism
Source: RefSeq, a predicted model, not a curated record
GGAUCACCCGGGCCCGCACAGAGCUCAGCAUUUCCGAGGGGUUGUUGUAGCCGGAGUAGUUUGAACCAUGGGGGAGCUGUUCCGCAGUGAGGAGAUGACGCUGGCGCAGCUCUUCCUUCAGUCGGAGGCAGCCUACUGCUGCGUCAGUGAACUGGGAGAGCUGGGCAUGGUCCAGUUCAGAGAUCUGAAUCCGGAUGUAAAUGUAUUCCAGCGCAAGUUUGUGAAUGAAGUGAGGAGAUGUGAGGAGAUGGACAGGAAACUACGAUUUGUGGAAAAGGAGAUUAGAAAAGCCAACAUUCCUACAGUGGACACAGGAGAGAAUCCAGAGGUUCCUUUUCCCCGGGACAUGAUUGACCUUGAGGCCACAUUUGAAAAGUUGGAGAAUGAGCUGAAGGAGAUUAACACAAACCAGGAGGCUCUGAAAAAGAACUUCCUGGAGCUAACCGAACUCAAGCACAUUCUGAGGCGGACACAGCAGUUUUUCGACGAGAUGGAGGACCCAAACCUGCUGGAGGAAUCUUCUGCUCUGAUGGAGGCCAGUGAGGGAGGCCGCGGAGCCCCUCUUAGGCUGGGGUUUGUGGCUGGUGUCAUAAGUCGAGAGAGGAUUCCCACCUUUGAGAGGAUGCUGUGGAGGGUGUGUCGGGGAAAUGUCUUUUUACGAAAAGCAGAGAUUGAGGACCCUCUAGAAGACCCCACCACGGGCGAUCAGGUCCAGAAAUCAGUGUUCAUCAUUUUUUUCCAAGGAGACCAGCUGAAGAACAGGGUGAAGAAGAUCUGUGAGGGGUUUCGUGCCUCGCUGUAUCCCUGUCCCGAAACCCCACAGGAGCGGAAGGAGAUGCUAGCUGGUGUUAACAGCCGCAUUGACGAUCUCCAGAUGGUCUUAAACCAAACUGAGGACCACCGGCAGAGAGUGUUGCAGGCAGCCUCUAAGACCAUGAGGGUUUGGUUCAUCAAAGUGCGAAAAAUGAAGGCCAUCUACCACACACUGAACCUGUGUAACAUUGAUGUGACCCAGAAAUGCCUCAUUGCUGAAGUCUGGUGUCCUGUCUCAGACCUGGACUCCAUUCAGUUUGCUCUUCGCAGGGGAACCGAGAGAAGUGGCUCAACAGUGCCCUCUAUCCUCAACAGGAUGCAAACCCAACAGACACCUCCAACCUUCAACAAAACCAAUAAAUUCACAUCUGGGUUCCAGAACAUUGUUGAUGCUUAUGGCAUUGGGAACUACAGAGAGAUUAAUCCAGCUCCCUACACCAUCAUCACCUUUCCCUUCCUGUUUGCGGUCAUGUUUGGAGACAUGGGGCAUGGACUGCUGAUGACCUGCUUCGCCCUGUACCUGGUCAUAAGGGAGAGUCGCCUUCUGGCACAGAAGAGUGACAAUGAGAUGUUCAACAUGGUGUUUGCGGGGCGCUACAUUAUUCUUCUCAUGGGAAUAUUCUCUGUUUACACUGGCAUCAUCUACAACGACUGCUUUUCCAAAUCUCUCGACAUGUUCGGCUCUGGCUGGAGUGUGCGGCCCAUGUUUGGCCCUAAGGGAGCAAACUGGUCGUCUGAAACACUGGAUUCAAACUCAGCACUGCAGUUGGAUCCAGCUAUACCAGGCGUGUUUAAUGGACCUUAUCCUCUGGGAAUUGAUCCGAUUUGGAACAUUGCCACCAACAAACUGACCUUCCUCAACUCGUUCAAGAUGAAGAUGUCUGUGAUCCUUGGUGUGAUUCACAUGAUCUUUGGAGUGUCUCUGAGCCUGUUCAACCACAUGUACUUUAAGAAACCCCUGAACAUUUUUCUGGGGUUUAUUCCAGAGAUAGUCUUCAUGUCCUCUCUCUUUGGCUACUUGGUUCUAUUAAUCUUCUACAAAUGGACCGCAUAUGAUGCCUACAACUCUAAAGACGCCCCCAGCCUUCUCAUCCACUUCAUCAACAUGUGUCUGUUCAACUACAAUGACCCUACCAACAAGCCUCUGUACCGGGGACAGAUGGGGAUCCAGGUGUUGUUGGUCCUGAUUGCCCUUGCAUGUGUCCCCUGUAUGCUGGUUGUUAAAACUAUGGUGCUUCGGCGACAGCACCUGUGGAAAAAGCACCUGUCCCAGAAGAGGGAAGAAACCCCUGCAGAGAAUCUAGAGCAGUCUUUAGAGCAAACAGGCGUGUCCUCAUCAUCCACCGGACUCCCCCAACAGGGCACGCAGAAGCUCGGAGGUGUGCGAGUGGGCAAUGGGCCCACGGAAGAUGAAGCUGGCAUCAUGGACCACGACCAGCUGUCCCAUCACUCAGACGAGGGGGACGAUCACACUGUGGAAGAGCCAUUUAAUUUUGGAGAUGUUGCGGUCCACAAUGCCAUUCACACCAUUGAGUACUGCCUGGGCUGCAUCUCCAACACAGCCUCCUAUCUGCGCCUCUGGGCUCUCAGCUUGGCUCAUGCACAGCUGUCUGAGGUCCUCUGGGGGAUGGUUAUGCGCCUGGGCUUGUCCUCGCGCAGUGGAGGGGGCUUUUUUGGCCUGUCAAUCAUCUUCUCAGCCUUUGCCACGCUCACAGUUGCCAUCCUUCUGGUCAUGGAAGGGCUAUCCGCCUUCCUGCACGCCCUACGUCUGCACUGGGUGGAGUUCCAGAAUAAGUUUUACUCAGGGCAAGGCUUUAAAUUUGUCCCAUUCUCAUUUGAGAGUAUCCUGGAGGGUCGCUUUGACGAGUAGGUACCCUAUAGUGCAGACCGAAGACCCUGCUAAAUGUGCAUGAACCUUCCUGAUGCCCUCUUCUGCCUCCUAGUGGUGAUUGUGGUGCUUGUUGUAACAUUGUGUACAAGUGACAACCUUCAACAGUGUUUCCUAUCAUUUAUUGUAGAUCAUCCAAAAUUUAUGCUGUGAACAAUUAAAAAACAAUUGAAAAAUCAAUUACAUUCGAUUAAUAUUCAUUAGAUAAUCAAAGGGACUAGCUAACUUUAAUAAUCCCAUUACCCAGAGCAGAGUCAGUGUUACAAUUAUCUGAAUGUUUUUACAAUUCAGUCAAUCAAUCAUUUUGUAAUUCCUUUUUUAUGUUAUUUUACCAAGAAAUCCCUUGUGAUCAGUCUCUUUUUCAAGGGAGAUCUGGAGACACAGGAUAUUAACUUAAACAUUAUUUAUUUGAUUUAAAUGUAUGUUGUCUUUCAUUUCGACAUAGGACAUUGAAAGGAAAUAGGAUAACGAAGUCUUCAUUAUAUUUUUAUUUAUCUAUUUAUUUAUUUAUUUAUUGGUUGUUAUUAUUUGCACAUAUCAAAUGUUCAAAAUUAAAAUCACCUGUCAAUUUAAUAGAAAUUGUAUUUGUAUAUGAAAUGAUGAAUACAAUAAAUAAAUACAAUCUAUGUGUGAAAUAUAGUGUGAUUGUGUCUAAAGAGAAGUAUGUAUG